AUGGAUGAUCAAGUGGUCCCGGCUCUCAGACGAGUUGCAGGAAUUGGGACCCUGUACGAUGCAAAAACAGAUAAGUUUCUGAAUGCUUCGAUUCUAUCUCCAGACUUGUCGAAUAAGUACGUGUCAACAAAGCAGACUCCUCAGGCAGAUGUCACCAUCUCCAGAUGCGCUUCGUAUGGAGAUGUAUUCAAUGACCUCCAUAUCGAUGAUGCCACUGCAGUCAACAUCCUCUCCGGCAUUCUUGAGCUCCAAGGCGCUGCAGUCUUUCUUCGUGACUUUGUGCCAAGCAAUGGAGCAGGGCGUGCGGCUGUCAUCCAUCAGGUUUCAACCAUGGUGCAAACACUGGUCAAUUUGACGGAGGCUUUCAACUCGAGCGGCAAUUCAGCGCCUCUGCAGACCAAUGAUUGCACUCAUGUGGUGAUUGGAAUCAAAUGGGGGUUGCGGACGAUUAUCGCAGCCAGCUGUCCCACGUCCAGUAAAUCAGGAAUGCCCGAAGGUGAAGAGGCGACCUUCAAUAGGGAUCUUGAGGUUUUGACAUCGUCCAUUGAGUCUGGCUAUAUCACGCCGCAAUCACCAUCUACGAUGGGCCCUGAAAUGGAACUCUGCAAUAAUCUCCUACUCUACAGCGAUGUUUUUGAAAAUGAAGGUCUGAUAAUGCAAGACGUGUCUGAAAUACGCGAUUUCAUACGCAUCGUGCCGGCCCAUAUUCGACAAGAAAGCGGCGGGAAGGGAUGGCCAAUCGCAUACACCAUGAUUCCCAUCAAGACGCUUUCGUAUCUUCUUCCCUUGCCAGAUGUGUUUCAGCACAGCCUGAAACCGGUGAGAAUGGAUUACCUUGCCGGCUUCGUACAGCUCUUCGACGAUUUAAGGACUGCCACUGUUGAGCUUCGAAGCUACUAUACCUAUCUGGCGAGUCACUUUAUGCAUGUGGCCAAAGAGCAUAUUAACGAGGUCUCACAUGCAAUCAACUACUUGGAUGGCAUUAAGAAGUGGGCAUCUAAUGAGCUUUCUCACCUCUUACUGGACGUGCGACAGGGGAAGAAAGACCAUUCGAUAUUAUUGGCUUUGUACCACGACAUCACCUUGACAGAGCCUACGCCAAAGCAACUCGCUGCUAUUGUCGGGCAAGAAACUGACAAGCUCGAAUUCAUCGCCAGUGCCGUUGCCCAGGGCUCAAACUACAUAGGCCACAAUGGGCUUUCCCUCGAGAUGGUGAAAAAAGCCCACAAAGAUACCGACUACUAUAUCUUUCACUUUGAUUCAGUCGCAAUGGACCAAAAGCAGGAAUGGAAUGACAAUUUUACCCUACUUCUGGAGCUACUUGGUCAACGAGAUGAUCGGAUGCCCGUCUACAUCAUGGACCAUGACGCAACAGACUCUCACAUGUGUCAAGGAAUGCCACGCAUCUCUCAGCACAAGGGUGAAACAGAGAGUAUCUUCGAUGUGCUUGUACAUCGCCAGUUCCUCUCUUCAUUGUGCUUCGCUCAAUGCUCUGGUGGCAACCUGGAUAAGAGCAAUCGCCAACGACCAGUCAAAAGACGCAUUGUGAAGAUACCUUGCCCAAGGCCGGGAUGCGCUCCCUGCCAUUUGGAAUGGACCUGCCCCCAAUGCUUCGCAGCAAUCGAAUACGGAUUCAGUGAUGACUUUUUCUACUGCGAUUGCGGGCGUGGUCUCUUCAGCUCGUACGAGUUCAAGUGCAAUAGCAUCAAACACGAUGCUGGCUAUAAGGCCUAUGAUGUGGUCGAGCUCCGCAAGCUUCUAGGUAAACUGAGCGAAGACAACUACAUCAAUAUCCUCAUCCUUGGGGAGACUGGAGUGGGGAAGUCGACAUUCAUCAACGCCUUUGUCAACUAUCUAUCUUAUUCCACCUUGGAUGAAGCGAAAGAAGCCAAAAAGCUCGCAUCUGUCAUUCCUUGUUCGUUCUCCCUCCAAACUAUGGAUAGGGAGAACUUGGCAACAGACAUUCAGGAACACAACGUCAAAGUUGGCGGGCGUGAUGAUGAAGUAGAUGGAUCGACGGGGAACUCGGCAACGCAAAAGUCGGCAGUUUAUCCAGUCGUUAUUGGAGCAAGAACGUAUCGUUUGAUCGAUACACCCGGCAUUGGAGAUACCAGAGGCCAUUCCUACGAUAAAGAGAACAUGGCUGAUAUCCUCAAAACUAUUAGCUCCUAUGACAAACUGCACGGUAUCCUGGUGCUGGUCAAGUCCAACAAUGCACGCCUCACCAUCACUUUCAAAUACUGCGUCAAAGAGCUCCUCACUCAUCUGCACCGGAGUGCGACCAAAAACAUGGCUUUUGGCUUCACCAACACUCGCAUCUCCAACUACACGCCGGGUGAUACAUUCAAGCCCCUCAAAACGUUGCUCGAUGAGCAUUCCGAUAUACCAAUCACGCUCUCCACGUCAACAACGUAUUGUUUCGACUCGGAGAGCUUCCGGUACCUUGCAGCUUAUAAGGAUGGUGUUCAGAUGGCCAACGAAGAAGAUUUCCGUCGAAGCUGGGACCACUCAAGCAAAGAGGCGCAUCGGCUGCUGAACUAUUUUGCAUCAACUCCGCCUCAUCCUGUCACCAGCACGUUGAGCUUGAACGGGGCACGCAAGCUGAUAAUGGAGUUGACAAAACCCAUGGCCAGCAUCUCCGAGUCCAUCCGGAAGAAUAUUCAACUGUGCGAAAAUAAAAAGAUGGAGCUGAAUGACACGCAGCUGACGGCGGCCAACCUUCGCAAGAGACUGCGCUUGGAGAAAAUUCAGUUCAAGGCUACCAAAUUGGACCGACCUCGCACCGUUUGCAAAAACCCCGAUUGUUGUGACUUCAAAGACAGUGGUCUUGAUGACGGCGUGGUUGUCACCAUCUACAAAACGCACUGCCACCCUGUGUGCUAUCUUGACAAUGUCAAAGAAGAUACCGUCGCCGACCCUGGUCUCAUCAGAUGUGCAGCUUUUAAACGUACAAGCAAUUGCUUACUUUGUCGCCACCGCUGGCAAGAGCACCUACACAUUCUCUAUGAACUAUCCGAGGUCAAAGUUCAGGUCACAGAUACCGAGAUAGAGAGGCAACUGAAGGCCAAGGGAGACGACAUGACGUUGCGCCAAACAUUUAUCGCCCGACUGGACCAGGAUAUCAAGGAGUACAACGAGGAACUCGACGAGAUUCGACGUGCUGCCGCUCGCUUCUGUCUUUUCUUGAGACAAAUCGCCAUCUCCGUCAUCAACGAUGCAACGCUGGACUACCUUGACAUGCUCAUCCAGGACGAGGCGAGCGUCAUCGAAGCUGGCCGACAGCGAGGCCUUUUCAUGGGCCCAAACAAGAAGCGGCUCCAGGCACUGAAAGAUGACAGACGGAUUCAUCUGGAGCUGGUAGAGACGUUCAAGCAGAACAUGAAUGAUCCUACCUGUCCCGAGGACGCGCUUCUAGAUGAGCAGGGAGUCGGAGCGUUGGUGGAGAAGCUGUACAAGCUGAAGCAUUUCGGCGCCAACCUGGAGCAUAUCAAAUAUGUCAUAGGCUCCUCGAUCGAACACACGUAUCGUGAACGGCCAUAUCGCGUGCCAAUUGUCAGCUCUCGCAAACGCAAUGCGAGUAACACCAAAGGCGAAGCGGUUUCUCAUCAAGCGACAAAAGCAUCGAAGAAGAAACUUGCUCACCGGUCGUCUUAUUCAAUUAAUGGAGAUGACAGAGUGAGAACAGAGAAAAGCGAUGGAGGCUUAAGACCCGUGCAUGGUUCUGCGAACGCAUCACAAAAAGUUACUUAUGCUGAAGCGGCGGGAUCGAGUUAUUUGCGCAAAGAUGAAAACGUAUCUAAACCAAUUUUCGGCAUCUUCAGGCUGCCUUGGAGAAGUUACGGGGAAUAG
Molecule: messenger RNA, 3849 nt
Organism: Trichoderma aggressivum f. europaeum
Lineage: Eukaryota; Fungi; Ascomycota; Sordariomycetes; Hypocreales; Hypocreaceae
Exons: 1
Coding region: 1-3849 (1282 amino acids)
Source: RefSeq, a predicted model, not a curated record